AUGAAAUCCAGUUUUCCAAAGACCGCAGUGCUCGAUGAUGAUGAAUGGGAGCGCAUGUCCAGCUACUCCUUGGUAGCAUCGCACAACACUGGCUUCAGCAAAGGAACUUCUGCCCUCAGACCUGAUGGGAGACUGUUGAACUUUGAGGUUGACGAGUAUCUCAUCAGGCAUACGAUUGCCAGAGGCGUCAAAACUCGUCUGGACGAGGGGCUUUGGCGUUUUGAACUGCGAGGAGUUCGGGUUGUGACACGUGGUGCCGGAAUUGACCUGGAAGUGCAAGAUGCCGAUUUUGUAGCCGGUUUCCUGCCAGUGAGUGAGCAGAACGGUGCUAAGCAGAAGUACGAAGUGCUCCUAGAACAACUAGAGAGGGCCUUGGAUGAGGAGGAUAUGGUGAGAGUGCUGGAAGAGCAGCUUACUGGAGAGAAUGAUGUGGUGAUUCCACUUCUGGUCCAGUGCCCUCCUGACUGUCCUUUGUUGCAACAUUGUGCAAAGCAGGGCUGGGCAUGUGCUGUGAGGUGGUUGUUGGAUAAUGGUUUUGCCGCAGGUCUUGGAUAUCGCUGCAAACAUCGAAUGACGCUCCUCCAUUUUGUAGCCUGGGAAGGUCGCAAGAACGUCUUGGAAGAGCUCGGCAGUGCUGCCAGAGAUCUUUGCGAUAUCCCCAAUGCGUUUGGAGAGCUGCCCGAGCUGAGUGGCUUCAUUCGUUCUCGCCAACUGGCCCUCGAGGAGCCAGAGGGAGAGGACCAAGACGCCUUGGCAAGUGCUUGUUUGGAAGUCGCCGUUGCAUGCCGUUGCCUUCGCACUGGACAUGCCAGCGCUCAAGAUUUUGUGGAGGAUGCAAAUGCGCAGAUUGCUUCAUCUUCGUCGUUUUCAGAGGUGCUACCUCGAAUUCUCACGGUACUCGCUGCGAAUCACAAUCUUGAGCGCUUGGUGCUUGAGUACUGUGGCAUUGGCAGCGAGUCUGUGCGCCCGCUGGUGCACUUCUUGUCCAACCUGAGCCACAGGUUGGCCUUCCUGUGGCUUUGUGGCAACCCCCUGGGUGACGAUGCCGUGCAGCAACUGCUUCCGGAGGUGCACGGGAAGGUCGUGAGCCUCAAUUUGUCUGGCACAGGUAUGACUGCAGCAUCUUUGCCAGCGGUCGGUGAAGUGGUUCAGCAUGGUGCAGUUGAGAAGCUGAGUAUUGGUGCCAACAAUUUAGCAGAGUUGGGAUCAGCAGAUCAAUGCGUGCAGAUGAGGACCUUGGCUAUGAUGAUGAGUCAGUCACCAUCUCUAAAAUCCAUGGAUUUGAGCAAGACUCGACUCACUCCCGGGCAACUGACUCAUUUGGCCCAGAUGAUUCGACGAGCGCCUGCACUGGAGACUUUGAUGUUAGUUUCCGUCAGCAUGACCAUGGAAUUUGCUGAGCUGGAUGGUCGAAAUCCCUUCAUCCAAUCCAUGCACGAUCCAAUGUGCAAGGUGCUGCGGCUAGAGACCUCUCUGUUGGAAUAUCCACAGCUCUUUCGAGCGUUUAUGGCAGCAAAGAGGAACCGGGGGAAGGGCAAGGGAAAGCAUGGGAAGAACACGUCCAAAGGUUCGAAGGGCUCAGAAGCUUUCCGGCAGAGUUCGGACGAAGUUGGUAGAAGAGCAGAUACUCUUUGCUUGCCAACUUCAUUGUUCGUCCGGCUGAAAGGCCUUCGACAAGUCCAUCCAGACCGACCAAUGGCAGCCUGCUUCAGCACAGAGAGCUACGGCAUCACUGCAGAUUUGGAAUUGGACCCUGUCAACGGAAGCGCUGGAUCCCAGAUUUUUCAAGCUUACCUGCAAUGUCGCAACAAGGGGACGACAACCCUCCACGUACUUGGUGGCUCGGUUACGAAUCAACCAGGCUACCUGGCAUGCACGCGCUUGCAGGAGGUCUCACAAGAAUUUGCGGCCCUGGACUCCAUUUGCCUACUCUUCCACAGGAGGACAACAAAUGAUGUGCUGCUGGUCCCUGAGCGUACACCUGCCUCGAAACUGCUCAAAACUCGUUUGGACGACUUUAUCUUGGAUGACAGCUAUGUUCUUCAAGACCGCUUUGGCAUCGGUCGCAAGUCAUUACGGCGUCUCACUGGCACUCAAAUCAUGCAGGACGUUGACUUUUGUGACUUUUCAGCAGAUGAGCUCUUUCUCCUUGCCAACUUGGCAGAUCUUGAGAACUACAAGACAUGGAUUGGUCAUGACGUUUUCUCAGUGAGGCACUCUGUGGAUUUCCAGCGUCUCAGGCAACAUCCAGAGGUUCUAGAAGUGAUACGUCAGUUCAAGGUGGUUGUGGAUCAGGAAGGGAUCUCCAGGCCAACGCGACCUACUUUGCAGGUACCCUCAGAUCCUCAUGUGGCCACCAGGGUUGCAGGAAGGGAUCAUGAACGGCAAGUUGAUUUGCAGGCCAGCAUUCAAACUUGCGUCUUCAAGUGGUUUACCGCAAUGGUGAGCUGCCAGGAGCUUUCCACCGGAUCCGUGAACUGCUUAAGUCACGAUGGUCGGUGGAAGCGAGUGUUGUAUUUGGUGUCCAUCGGCGAGGACAUGUUGGUGGAUGGAGAAGUCAAGGGCUUACGCCAAUCUUCCGCAGAAUGGAUUCCUGUAGCCGAACUUCCGGAAGCAUUGCAGGAUGACAAGUUCCCAAUGCUUCGAUCCGUGACCUCCUUGCUCCAAAGAAGUCCGACCCACCGACUCCAAUGGCAGGCUGAGGCAGGGCCGCAAUUCAAGAUCAAUUGCUCCAGCAGAUCGACACCCGGUGACUGCACCUUGAGGGGUGCCUUCAAUGCCUGCAGAAAAAAUGCGGCUGAUGCAUCAUCCAAACUUCGAUCUCCGGUGUCUCCUGUGAGGCGAAGCAGCACCAGCAUUGCUGGGAAGAAUCUCAGCAUUGCCAGUUUGGCGGCGCUGGGAAAAAAUCUCUCCGCACUAAGUGCACUUCAGCCGCCAUCGUGCGGUGCCCAGGAAGAGAAUGGACCCUUGCGGAUUUGCAUCCUGGGAGGAACUUCAAUCCAAAGGCAUGAGACCGAGCUCCUGGCUGCCGCGAUUGCCGAAAACCUCGCCACGAUAUCUGGGUCUAUCUCGGUCUUCACUGAAGGUAUGCCCGGUGUACAGCAAGCAUUCCUUCGCGGCAGUGAGGGGCUGCAGUUAAAUCACCUGGUGCCAGAGGGUCAUGCCUGCAGCUGGCCCGGCCGGGAACUGGUGGCUGGGAAGGAUAUCAAAGAGCGGAAGGCGAUCUUCAGCAUGCUGGGUGAUGUCUACAUUGUUCUGGAAGGCGGUCCUAAUGUGGCAGCUCAAGUGAAGGAGGCUUUCCGUCGCGGUGCACAGAUCAUCCCAGUGGUGCGCAGUGGUGGUGCGGCGUCGGGGCUCUUCAACUUUCCGAAGGAGGCGCUCGCCAAGCCGCCUUUCGCCAGCCAAGAACAGUGGCAGUUGUUGAGGGAUGAGGCAGCGCCAGUUCCAUCUACCGCUGAGGCUGUGGUAUCCAUUGUGGAAGAAGUCCUGAGGGAGUUUCCAGAUGGUUGUGGACGUAGAUCUAUGGAGGAUCCAGCGAGUCCAUCGAGUCCCGCCUCGUGGAAGCCUCUCUUGGAGCGCGCAAGCCCCGAGGACCUUCACACGGCUGCUGCCAGUGUCCCAAGUGUAGGCGAAGCGGAGUUGCUGGCGCCCAAGGCUUCCAGUGCCACGCCCUUUCUUUUUCGCCCUUCGCGGAUCAGAACGGAGAUUCCUCCAGCCACCCCUCGAAAUAAAGCUGCCUGCAAUCGACGACAAGCGCGAGAUGAUUGGAAUACUCAGGAAAUCCUGCUGGAUUGGGCUGUGGCGAGAUAUCCAGGGCGCAAAGUGCGGCAAAGGUUCGAUCUCCCAAAGCCCUUGGCGGAGUUGAGUGAAUUCCGUGCGCACUUCAAUUUGAUCUUCCCAUCUCUGGAAAUUCAGCAAUGGGAGGACAAUGAAACUGCAGAGCAAGCCGCGCAGCAGCUGAACUUUGCUUUCCAAUGUGCCGACCGUGACGGAGACGGCCUUGUGAAUGUUCGAGAGAUGCACUAUGGCCUUCAAUGUGCAUAUGGUUACGAGAGACUCACGUCGGAUGCAGUUAGACAGCUGGCCUUCACACCAGCUGCUGAUCGGCUACAGGAUCUGAUGGAAUCCCUGAACGAAGGCUUGGUCUCAGCUGCCGAGGUGCAAGGCGUUCUGCGAGAAGCCAAAAUGAUUGGCGAGGGACGGCCUGCUUUGUUGUGGGCGCUCGGCGCUUGGUACAUUAAUGUGGAGAGGAGCAACAGCCCCUGGAUUCAGGUCCUUCUGGCCUCCGUGCGGCGCUGGAUCCCCAGCGACGAGGAACACCACGGCUGGAUGCUCCAUGCUUUAGCGAAGGCCACCAUGGAACUGCCCAAGACGCUGCCGUUGCCGCGGCGCUUGGGGGGAGAGCUCCGGAAAGCAAAUGGAGGGCAACGGGAAGAAACAGCCUCCAGAGCUAGCCAGGCGUGUGUCUUGAUGCUUUCCGUAUUGAUUCAUAUGUUCUACCUCUGUAUGUUGAUCUUCCCAAGUCUCCUGUUUGGGCUGCUGAUCUUUUUGGGUUCAGAGCACGGUGACGAUCGAUGUCCCUACGAUUUGGAUGCCUUGCUGGUGUGGUUUGGAGCGCUUGGCUUAGCUGUUUUGGUCAUGGACUGUGCCAAUGAUGGUCGGCUGGGCAUCUCAAUCGGGGUCUACAUCUUGAAGUUUUUUUUGGCAUUAACCCCAUUGCUGGGGAUGGCUUGGACGCAUAGUUUGAGACACAAAGAUGCUGACAUUUGUGGCCCCUACGUCUUUUGGACAUCCAAAUGGAUCUGGAGUGCCAUCGCUUCCUGCGAAAUGUAUGUCAUUUGUUUGUUGGGUUGGAGCUUUCACGUGGCGCGCAACCAUGAACGCUUCUUGCGGCGUGCAGCCUCUGGCGAAGACGAUCUUGUUGAUCUCGGUCCGGAGUAUGUCAUUUGUUUGUUGGGUUGGAGCUUUCACGUGGCGCGCAACCAUGAACGCUUCUUGCGGCGUGCAGCCUCUGGCGAAGACGAUCUUGUUGAUCUCGGUCCGGAGAGCCCGGUGACCAACGAUGCCUUGGUGUCGCUGCCAGUCCCUGGGAUCCCUGGGAAGUCUCCGUCGGCAUCCAACCGACCUGCCUCCGCGACAUCGCCGGUAUCGCCUGGAGGUUCUCCAGAUGCAGCCAAAGCCGUUCCGGAGCGCUCGGAUAAGGUCACGGCCCCACUUCGAAGCCCCGUUCGACCCAGCUCGGCUUCAGGGCCCGAGCGACGGGCUGCCGCGACGGUCCAACGCCCCACUCCUGGCACCUCGGGCUCCGCCAUGAAGGCAGUGCAGAAG
Molecule: messenger RNA, 5328 nt
Organism: Cladocopium goreaui
Lineage: Eukaryota; Dinophyceae; Suessiales; Symbiodiniaceae
Source: the annotation of a GenBank genome assembly